AUGGCGCCGGUGCAGCUGGACAACCACCAGCUCGUCCCUCCGGCCGGAGGCGGCGGCGGAGGCGGCGGCGGCGGCUUGGGGGGGAACAACGGCCCCGGCUCGGCGGCCUCGUCGGCCCCUCCUCCGCCUCCUCCUCCUCCUCCCCCGCCGCCGGUGGCGGGAGCGGCCGUGGCGGCGGCGGCGGCGGCGGCCACUACGAGCCCCGGCUACCGACUGAGCACCCUCAUCGACUUCCUCCUCCACCGGGCCUACGCCGAGCUCACCGUCCUCGCCGACCUACUGCCAAGGAAGACUGAUAUGGAAAGGAAAAUAGAAAUAGUGCAGUUUGCCAGCCGCACCCGCCAACUCUUUGUUCGAUUACUAGCUUUAGUAAAAUGGGCUAAUAAUGCUGGAAAAGUGGAAAAAUGUGCGAUGAUUUCAAGCUUUUUAGACCAACAAGCCAUCCUCUUCGUGGACACUGCUGAUCGUUUGGCGUCGUUGGCCAGAGAUGCUUUGGUUCACGCUCGCCUACCCAGUUUUGCCAUUCCUUAUGCCAUCGACGUACUCACUACUGGGUCCUACCCCCGUCUACCAACAUGCAUUAGGGAUAAAAUCAUUCCGCCUGACCCGAUUACCAAAAUCGAGAAGCAGACCACACUGCAUCAGCUUAAUCAGAUUCUCAGACAUCGACUGGUGACCACAGACCUCCCCCCUCAGUUGGCAAAUCUUACAGUCGCCAAUGGCAGGGUAAAGUUUCGAGUUGAAGGAGAGUUUGAAGCCACGUUGACAGUAAUGGGAGAUGAUCCUGAUGUCCCUUGGCGUCUUCUGAAACUGGAGAUUCUCGUCGAAGACAAGGAGACGGGAGAUGGUCGAGCCUUGGUCCAUAGCAUGCAAAUCAGCUUCAUCCACCAAUUGGUCCAGUCCAGACUUUUUGCUGAUGAGAAACCUCUUCAGGACAUGUACAGCUGCCUACAUUCGUUCUGCCUGUCACUUCAGUUAGAAGUGUUGCAUUCACAAACGCUAAUGCUCAUUCGGGAGCGCUGGGGUGACCUUGUGCAAGUGGAAAGGUAUCACCCCGGGAAGUGCCUCUCGCUUUCAGUCUGGAACCAACAGGUUCUCGGGAGAAAGACAGGAACUGCCUCGGUUCACAAGGUCACCAUUAAAAUAGAUGAAAAUGAUGUCUCAAAACCCUUACAGAUUUUUCACGACCCCCCUCUGCCAGCUUCUGAUUCCAAAUUAGUAGACAGAGCCAUGAAGAUUGAUCACUUAUCAGUAGAGAAACUUCUCAUUGACAGUGUUCAUGCAAGAUCUCAUCAGAAGCUUCAAGAACUCAAGUCCGUUCUGAAGGGAUUCAACGCCAGUGAAAACUCAUUCAUAGAGACUGCUCUUCCGACACUUGUUAUUCCCAUUUUGGAACCCUGUGAUCGCUCAGAAUGUCUACAUAUUUUCGUAGAUCUACAUUCUGGAAUGUUCCAGGUGAUGCUUUACGGACUUGACCAGGCGACUCUGGAUGACAUGGAGAAAUCUGUAAAUGAUGAUAUGAAGCGCAUCGUUUCUUGGAUUCAACAACUCAAGUUUUGGCUUGGACAACAGCGUUGCAAGCAAUCUAUAAAGCAUCUACCUACGAUAUGCAGUGAAACAUUGCAGCUUUCCAAUUACACUACUCAUCCUGUCGGAAGCCUUUCCAAGAAUAAGUUAUUUAUCAAACUUACUCGCCUUCCACAGUACUAUAUUGUGGUAGAGAUGUUCGACAUUCCCAGUUGUCCCACAGAACUGGAAUACAAAUACCAUUUUCUGUCCGUGAGUUUUGCUGAAGGAGAUGACAGCCCUGUUACUGCACUUUUACUACAGCAGUUCAAAACAAAUAUUGAGGAGCCAGCGUUGGAUGCAAAGAGCGGGAAACAAGCAAAGACGGGUAGCAAGCGCAAGUUGUCUGGUGACCCAUGUGCUCUAGAACCCAAGAAACCUAAAGGGUCAGGAGAAAUGUGUGCCUUCAAUAAAGUCUUAGCUCACUUUGUAGCUAUGUGUGACACAAAUAUGCCAUUCAUAGGACUUCGUAUGGAGUUGUGUAAUAUGGAGAUUCCACACCAAGGAGUACAAGUGGAAGGAGAUGGCUUCAGUCAUGCUAUUCGUUUAUUAAAAAUUCCUCCAUGUAAAGGCACAAGUGAGGAAACCCAGAAGGCUCUUGAUCGGUCUCUUCUUGAUUGCACUUUCCGAUUGCAAGGCAGAAACAACCGUACAUGGGUGGCAGAACUAGUGUUUGCAAAUUGUCCUCUUAAUAGCACUUCCACCAGGGAGCAAGGACCAACACGUCAUGUUUACCUGACCUAUGAAAAUCUGCUGUCCGAACCCGUUGGUGGUCGAAAAGUUGUUGAAAUGUUCCUCAAUGACUGGAACAGCAUUGCACGAUUAUAUGAAUGUGUGUUAGAAUUUGCCCGUUCCUUGCCAGAAAUCCCCACUCAUCUAAAUGUUUUCUCGGAAGUUCGUGUCUACAACUACCGCAAGCUCAUCUUGUGCUAUGGAAGUACCAAGGGAAGCUCAAUUAGCAUUCAGUGGAAUUCUGCACAUCAAAAAUUCCACAUUUCACUUGGAACAGUUGGUCCAAACUCAGGUUGCAGCAAUUGUCAUAAUACCAUCCUACAUCAGCUCCAGGAGAUGUUCAACAAAACACCAAAUGUGGUCCAGUUAUUACAGGUACUGUUUGAUACUCAGGCUCCACUCAAUGCCAUCAACAAACUCCCGACAGUGCCAAUGUUGGGACUGACACAGCGAACUAACACCGCAUAUCAGUGCUUUUCGAUACUGCCUCAAUCCUCCACCCACAUCAGACUGGCUUUCAGGAACAUGUACUGUAUCGACAUUUACUGUCGGAGUCGAGGAGUCGUGGCAAUCCGAGAUGGGGCAUACAGUCUCUUUGACAACAGUAAGAUAGUUGAAGGUUUUUAUCCAGCCCCGGGACUAAAGACAUUUCUGAACAUGUUUGUGGACAGCAAUCAGGAUGCCCGAAGACGUUCUGUAAAUGAAGAUGAUAAUCCACCAUCUCCUAUUGGGGCAGAUAUGAUGGAUUCAUUGAUAUCGCAGCUGCAGCCCCAGCAACAGGCAUUUCCAAAGCAGCCAGGGUCAUCAGGAGCAUAUCCUCUUACUUCACCACCUACAUCUUACCACAGCACAGUGAAUCAGUCUCCUUCUAUGAUGCACACUCAGUCCCCUGGAAACCUGCAUGCUGCAAGUUCACCUAGUGGCGCACUAAGAGCACCGUCACCAGCAUCAUUUGUUCCGACACCUCCCCCUUCUUCCCACGGAAUCGCGAUCGGGCCAGGGACUAAUUUUGCCAGCCCCCACGGAACCAUUGACCCCAGUUCACCGUACACUAUGGUCUCCCCCAGUGGAAGGGCCGGAAACUGGCCGGGAUCUCCUCAAGUGUCCGGCCCCUCCCCGGCAACGCGCAUAACCGGAAUGUCGCCAGCUAACCCUUCCCUUCACUCACCGGUUCCCGACGCUUCUCAUUCCCCUCGGGCUGGAACGAGUUCCCAAACGUUGCCAACAAACAUGCCUCCUCCUCGUAAACUACCUCAACGCUCCUGGGCUGCAUCCAUACCCACAAUCCUCACUCACAGUGCCUUGAAUAUCUUACUGCUGCCCUCUCCUACUCCUGGACUUGUACCCGGCCUGGCUGGUAGCUACCUUUGCUCCCCUCUUGAGCGGUUCCUCGGAUCGGUCAUUAUGAGGCGACAUCUUCAGAGGAUUAUCCAACAAGAGACGCUGCAGCUAAUAAACUCCAAUGAACCCGGGGUAAUAAUGUUUAAGACGGAUGCCCUGAAGUGCAGAGUUGCCCUCAGCCCUAAAACCAACCAGACUCUUCAGCUAAAAGUGACUCCAGAAAAUGCGGGCCAGUGGAAACCAGAGGAGCUUCAAGUUUUGGAGAAAUUCUUUGAAACCAGAGUUGCAGGACCACCAUUUAAAGCCAACACGUUAAUAGCCUUCACGAAGCUGUUAGGAGCACCUACCCACAUCCUCAGGGACUGUGUUCACAUUAUGAAGCUGGAAUUGUUCCCUGACCAAGCAACACAGUUGAAGUGGAAUGUUCAGUUCUGUCUAACAAUUCCUCCCAGUGCACCGCCUAUUGCUCCUCCGGGAACACCUGCCGUGGUGCUCAAAUCCAAAAUGCUGUUUUUCCUCCAGCUAACUCAGAAAACUUCAGUCCCGCCCCAAGAACCUGUUAGCAUCAUCGUCCCAAUCAUUUAUGACAUGGCUUCAGGUACGACCCAACAAGCAGACAUUCCCAGGCAGCAGAACUCUUCGGUUGCCGCCCCCAUGAUGGUCAGCAACAUCCUAAAGAGAUUUGCCGAGAUGAAUCCGCCGAGACAAGGUGAAUGCACAAUAUUUGCAGCUGUUCGUGAUUUAAUGGCUAAUCUUACACUGCCCCCUGGUGGGCGUCCAUAGACACUAUUGUUUUUAAACAAGGCUGAAAAAUGAGACAAAGCAACAAAAAAAAAUCUCUGAAAUAAGCCUUCCGUUUAAAAAAAAAAAAAGGACUUUUUUUUUUAAAAAAAAGAGCUAAAUAUUCUAAACUGGCAAAAACGUUCAGGGAUGCACUUCUUUCAUCAAAAAGGACAUCAACCUUUUGUAUAGUGUCUUGUAUAGUGUGUUAAAAUGGGACACAUUUCAAACUAGGUAAUAGGUAAAUAUCAGCUUGCCAGUAAUAGAUUUAAUAUUCUGUUUUAUACUACAAAAUUAUGAAAAUGCCAAACUCUUGUUUAUUUAAUUGUUUUCUUAUGUUUUGGGUGUAAUAGUCCUUUUUUUUAAGGCAGGUCUGUCAUUUUGAAUACUGUAAAACUGUGAUAAACUUUAUAUUGAAGCUGUAUUUUAAUAUGAUCGCUUUGAAUCCUUACCUGAAAAUGUUCUGGGAGUUGUUAUAAACAGAUCCCAAAGAAGCAAUAUUUAAUAAACUAGGUAAAAAAAAUCCA
This is a messenger RNA of Tachyglossus aculeatus (Australian echidna), 4946 nucleotides long. It is a transcript of the gene MED14, whose product is annotated as mediator complex subunit 14. Bases 1 to 4422 code for a protein of 1473 amino acids. Gene Ontology annotation, molecular function: transcription coregulator activity. The transcript has 31 exons. Gene Ontology annotation, biological process: regulation of transcription by RNA polymerase II. The record is from RefSeq and is a predicted model, not a curated record. Gene Ontology annotation, cellular component: core mediator complex; mediator complex. Lineage: Eukaryota; Metazoa; Chordata; Mammalia; Monotremata; Tachyglossidae.